AUGAAGCCUUCAAAAUCAGCCUGCAAAUGGCAGAGACGUUUGAAUUCAAGCAUGGCAGCAGGCAAAAUUCAAAUCAUGGCUAUCGAGGUUUUCCCUGGCAAUGGAACUGUGUGGGCUGAUUCGCCCGCACAAAUGAACAUCAGAUGGCCGUUAUACUAUGCUCAGGAAUACCAAGAGUGCGAUGGUGUUUUACUGUGGGAAUUUAGAUUUCCCACAAACACUCUUUUACAAAAUGCUCUUAUCAAAAUGUAUGAUAAAUGCGGAAGCUUGGUUGAUGCUCGCAGAGUUUUCGACCAUAUGACAGAACGAGAAAUGUUUUCAUGGAAUACCAUAAUUGCAGCUUACCAAAGGCGGGGGUUUCGUCAAGAGGCAUGGAUUCUGUUUGCCCAAAUGCAAAGAACUGGUGUAGAACCUAAUCAGUUCACUUAUGCUACCAUUUCCAGUACAUGCUUACAAAAUGUGGAAACAUGCAGAAGGCAUGCGAGUUGUUUGACAAAUUGCUUGAUUGCGAUGUUGUUUCGUAAUUUAAUUAUUGCUGGAUAUGCACGAAAUGGGUUUGUUGAAACUGCAUUGGACAUGUUCAGGGAAAUGCAGUUGACGGGGGUAUAUCGGAACUCAGCUACAUUUGUCACCAUCCUCCCAGCUUGUGUCAAAAUAGCAGCUUUGGAGCAGGGUUUGGAGAUCCACGGAAGGAAAAUUGAAGGUGAAUUUUUGUCAGAUGUUAUGGUUGCUAAUACCAUGAUAUCCCUGUAUGCAAAGUGUGGAGUGUUACAGAAGGCAUGCCAAUUAUUUCAUAAAUUACCCCAACUUCAACGAGAUGUUGUUUCAUGGAAUGCAAUUAUUUCUGGAUAUGCAGAAAAUGGGCGGCUUGAAAAAGCUUUGGAGACUUUUAAGGAAAUGCAGUUUUUGGGUAUAAAGCCAAACUCAACUACCUUUGCUAGUAUUCUCCCAGCAUGUUUCAAAAUGGGAGCUUUGGAACAGGUAAUUGUCGGAUAUGCACAAAACGGUCUCCUUGGACAAGCUUUGGAGAUAUUUAAGCAAAUGCAAUUGGCAGGGGUAAAUCCAAACUCAUCAACUUUAGCUAGCAUCCUUCCGGCUUGUGCCAAACUUGGAGCUUUGGAACAGGGUACAGAGAUCCAUCAGAAAAUAAUUGAAAGUGGUUUUUUGUCAGAUGUUGUGGUUGUGAAUACCUUGAUUGACAUGUAUGCAAAGUUUGGAAGCAUGCAAAAGGCACACAAGUUGUUUGACAAAAUGGAUAAUGCAAACUUGGUCUCGUGGUCUGCUAUGAUUGCAGGAUAUGCAAUGCAUGGCUAUGGCAAAGAUGCCAUCAAACUUUUUGAACUCAUGAAGCAUUCUAGAACCAACCCUGACCAUAUAAGCUUUGUUAGUGGUUUUUUUCGCAUGUAG
Messenger RNA from Cryptomeria japonica (Japanese cedar), 1407 nucleotides. Its product is annotated as pentatricopeptide repeat-containing protein At3g53360, mitochondrial-like. Gene Ontology annotation, molecular function: protein binding; RNA binding. Bases 1 to 1407 code for a protein of 468 amino acids. The transcript is spliced from 4 exons. Gene Ontology annotation, biological process: RNA modification. The record is from RefSeq and is a predicted model, not a curated record. NCBI's taxonomy places the organism in Eukaryota, Viridiplantae, Streptophyta, Pinopsida, Cupressales, Cupressaceae.